Molecule: messenger RNA, 630 nt
Organism: Macrobrachium nipponense
Lineage: Eukaryota; Metazoa; Arthropoda; Malacostraca; Decapoda; Palaemonidae
Exons: 2
Coding region: 1-630 (209 amino acids)
Source: RefSeq, a predicted model, not a curated record
AUGACUGGAAAAACUGCAGUGACUCACUCAAAAUGCAUGGAGAACAGUCCAGAACAUACAAAGAAUAUGGGGUCAUGGAAAGAACUGGAGAGUCGUAUUGAAAAGGGGCAAACAAUUGACAAAGUUGAGCUGGCACUAAUAAACAAUGAACGACGUAGGUGGCGAGAGGUGGUCGACCCUAAAAAACAUGUGGACACAACUUUGAAAUCCUGGGCAGACACACGGUGGGAGAGUCGAAUCAACAGUGUUGAGGUUGUAAGAUUCCAGGCUGCAAAAGUGAGAGAUGCUCUUUUAGAGGUGAGAGCAAGCACUGCAGAUCCAGCUAUUAAAAUUGAAGCACAAGACCUUAGCAGAGAGGUGGGAUCAUACCGGUUCUCUAUUUGUACGGUGGUGUGGUAUGAUAUCCUUAGAAAAGUUCAAACUGUGAAUAAACUUCUGCAAUCACAAUGCAUGCAUCUGGAUGUAGCUGUUGACAUUCUCAAGAAGGCUGAAACCUUCCUUGUUAGCUACAGAGACACUGGGUUUGCUGAUGCCCAGACAUCUGCCAAAGAGAUAUGUGAGGAGAUGAAUGUGGAAGUUGCUCUAAAGCAGAAAAGACUCAGAACUACUAAAAAGGCAGUUUUCCUAUGA